GUUUUGGUGUUUCCGUGUUUGUCGUGCCACGUCAGUCUGACGGAUGUCGGAGGAGGAUCUCGGACAGUGAAGGCGGAUCUCUCAGGAGAUGUAACCGUGUCUUUAGUGUCACUGAUGAGAGGGAAGUAUUAAGUGUUCAGCAGCUCCUCGAAAGAUUCAGAUCUAAACGAGAGACCAUGGACACCAGCAAACUGGCUGAGAGACUCAAUGAAGCCGGGCAGUCUCAUGUCCUCCAGUUUUGGGACCAGCUAAGCCCUGAGGAACAAGCUGAGAUGAUUGUUGACUUGGAGAGCAUGAACUUCAUGGAGAUCAAUAACUUCUUUAAAACUGCCAUGAAGACAUCUGGGCAGAACUCGCAGGAGAAGGUGGACACCAGGAUGGAGCCGGUGCCCCGAGAAGUUUUGGGAAGUGUAACCCGCGAUCGUGAAUGUCUCAAAGAAUGGGAAGAAGAGGGCCUGCGUUGUAUAUCAGAAAACAAAGUGGCAGUUCUUCUAUUGGCUGGAGGUCAAGGGACACGGUUGGGUGUAUCAUAUCCAAAAGGCAUGUAUGAUGUGGGCCUCCCCUCUCGCAAAACCCUCUUUCAGAUCCAGGCUGAACGCAUCAGAAAACUGGAACAGCUUGCUGAAAAACUGCACUCAAGGAAGUGCUGUAUUCCAUGGUACAUUAUGACAAGUGGCAGAACAAUGGACAUGACCAAAGAGUUCUUCAUACGACACAAAUACUUCGGCCUGAAGGAAGAGAAUGUGUUUUUCUUUCAGCAAGGCAUGCUUCCCGCUGUGGACUUUAAUGGGAAAAUUAUUCUAGAGGGCAAAGGCAAACUGGCCAUGGCACCAGAUGGAAAUGGGGGUCUGUACAGAGCUCUGGGGACACAGAACAUUGUGAAGGACAUGGAGAUGAGAGGAAUCUCCUGCAUCCAUGUCUACUGUGUAGACAACAUUCUUGUGAAAGUGGCUGACCCUGCUUUCAUUGGUUUCUGUACACUGAAAGGAGCUGAUUGUGGUGCAAAGGUUGUGGAGAAGACCAAUCCAACAGAGGCAGUGGGUGUGGUCUGUAAGGUGGAUGGGCGUUAUCAAGUAGUGGAGUACAGUGAGAUUACUUUGGAAACGGCAGAGAAGCGAAGUGCAGAUGGACGACUUAUGUUCAAUGCCGGCAACAUGGCUAAUCACUUCUUCACUCUCACAUUCCUCAAAGAGAUCGUGAGGAUUCACGAGCCUCAGUUGCAACACCAUGUGGCACAGAAGAAAAUUCCCUACGUGAACACAAAAGGACAGCUAAUCAAACCUGACAAACCCAAUGGGAUUAAGAUGGAAAAAUUUGUCUUCGACAUAUUCCAGUUUGCCAAAACGUUUGUGGUAUAUGAAGUUCUGAGAGAAGACGAGUUUUCUCCGUUGAAAAAUGCAGACAGUCAGGAUGGGAAGGACAACCCCACUACAGCCCGUCAAGCUCUCAUGUCCCUGCAUCACCGCUGGAUCUUAAAUGCAGGAGGACAUUUCGUUGAUGAGAAUGGAACGCAUAUACCUGCUAUACCCAGACAUGGACCAGCAGGGACAGUCACUCCUGAAGUCACCCAGAACUUGAAGGAUGGAACAGACCUGCCAAUCAAAUGUGAGAUCUCUCCUCUUGUGUCUUAUGGUGGUGAGGGGUUGGAGCAUCUUGUGAAUGGACAAGCUUUCCAGCCCACUCUGCUCAUCGAUGAGAACAGUGUCCACAAGCUUGUGAAGAACGGCCUGUGAACCUUGAGCCAGCUGCAGCAUUGAAACCAGAAUGAAGACUCUUUAUCAUUUUCAUCUCACUUCCUGCCAGGGUGGAGGAAACCGUGAAAUUCUUGUGCAAUAAAAUGAAGGAAGGGUGCCAGAAGGCCAAUCAUAAUCAAAUAAUUUUAUAAUCAAACUAUUUAUUUUGCGAAGACUUAUUUUUAUAUCAAUGUGCAGUGCUUUUUUUUUUUUUGGAAUUGGAACCUAUGAAUUUAACUGUCUAAUUUAUAUAUAAAUGUAUCAAAUAAUACACAGUGCUGUAGAUUGCAUGAAUGGACACUGCUAAGAUUUUAGGCAUUCCUGCUUAAUUUGUUCCACUCUCUGAAAACGUAGAUACAUGUAAAACAAAGUAUGGUCUUCUCUAUGGAUGUCUGUUUUUGACAGGUAUGUUUUUCGUCGAGAAAAAGUGAGUGAGAAUGUGACAUUGCAUCAGACUUUCCAGCACAGGGUUUAAAGGAGAGGUUCUGAUUGGUUGGAAUCUGUUGCUGCCACUUACAGUGCUUUAGAAAGUGUGCACUUUGAGACACAUUCUCUCUCUUUUACACUCUUCCUAUCUCACUUUUCCGAUUAGCCUUUGUCUGCACCAUUUAUGUUAGUUUGUUUGUGCACAUCCAUGUAUAAAAUAAUUUAUCUGAAUGAA
Molecule: messenger RNA, 2394 nt
Organism: Cyprinus carpio (common carp)
Lineage: Eukaryota; Metazoa; Chordata; Actinopteri; Cypriniformes; Cyprinidae
Product: UDP-N-acetylhexosamine pyrophosphorylase-like
Exons: 11
Coding region: 177-1733 (518 amino acids)
Biological process (GO): UDP-N-acetylglucosamine biosynthetic process
Molecular function (GO): UDP-N-acetylglucosamine diphosphorylase activity
Source: RefSeq, a predicted model, not a curated record